UCCCGGCCCGCAGGAGAGUUUUACUUUCCAUUUUCCCAAUCAUGUGAUUUCUCAGCACUUGGCUGCAGUGGUAACCUUGGAAUUUUGCUCCUUGCCCCCAACCCUUCCGAGCCGGAGUUCAGCUCAGGUGGCAGAAGCUGCUUCACCGCAGGGAGAGGAGCCAGAACGUCUGGAGGCUGCGGAAAGUUUAGCAUCUACAAUGUCAAGCUGCAUCAUUCAAGUUGCCAACAAGAGUCAGGGACCAGUCACGGUUGCUCUUAGCACCAAUACGGCGUUACGCUGGCUGGGUAACUCUCUGAGCGUGCCCACCCCCGAGGUAUUGCAAUCCUUCUUCACGAAGGGUGAGCUAAGAGUUUUACCUGGGGAGAAGUCAGUUGUAAAUGAAGUUAGCGUCUGGAAAAGCUUCACCUACACCGUUGGGUGCACAGGAGCCGAAUGCUAUUCCAUUAAGGUGAUGAGAGAGGAGGAUGAGUGGGUGGCUGUGUGUCCAUCCCCUCUGCAUUGCACCUGGAUCGUGGAGGAGAACAAAAUCUACCGGGAAGAUGACCCAUCGAAAUGCCAAGUCUUUGGCUUCGUGUCUGAUAAAUUCAGCUACACCAUAAAAGUUGCCAACCAAACCAAGGAAGCUGUCACCGUUGUGGUUCAUGAAGGUCUACUACCCCAAGUGCUGACUGCCGGUCCACUUGGAGUUCUAAGCCAUGUGAGAGACAGCUACUUCAACACAGGGCUUCUAGUUGAUCCAGGAAAAACAAAAACUAUUCAGAAAGUGAACCCCAAGAAUUUAUCCUCCUAUACAUCCCUUUCUAAGGUAGCGGGCAUGGUAAAAGUGCCAACCUACUGUAUAAAGGUGGAAAGGGAUAAACAGAUUGCUCAGUGUAACACGCCUAUGCAUUGUACCUGGAUCGUGGGGAGCCAUGGAAUGUGGCAAGAAAAUAAACCUGAAGAAGUUUGCCCGUUUCAGUAAUGUGCUUUUCUCCUUCCUGAUAUUUUUAUAAGCAGGCAGCAGGAGGAGACCCUAUACCUUAUAAAUCCGGGGGGCUUAGCUGGUAUUUGCUAUAAGAGCUAAAACAACAUCUGUGUGUCUAGUGAUUCUAUUUCAUGUGCCUGGUGACACAUACUUUAUCUGACACAUUUUCACUUUUGUUGAAUAAAUCACCUGCAAAUAAUUUUUCUUGCUAUUUAUAUAGCUCCACUAAGGCAAAUAAUAGCAGAAUCAGACAUCAGCAGAAUCAGACAUCAGCAGAAUGUAUUCAAUGCUUUUUGUGACAAUCAAAUAAAACAGUUUCUUCCACUUCUUUCUUUCAAAGAAGCAUCUAGACUGUUGGCUCCAAACCACCGAUUCUCUCUGUCUCUUACA
Pelodiscus sinensis (Chinese soft-shelled turtle) is the source of this 1357-nucleotide messenger RNA. NCBI's taxonomy places the organism in Eukaryota, Metazoa, Chordata, Testudines, Trionychidae. The record is from RefSeq and is a predicted model, not a curated record.